Aedes albopictus (Asian tiger mosquito) is the source of this 933-nucleotide messenger RNA. RefSeq lists its product as uncharacterized. The transcript is spliced from 3 exons. NCBI's taxonomy places the organism in Eukaryota, Metazoa, Arthropoda, Insecta, Diptera, Culicidae. The coding region runs from base 111 to 659 and encodes 182 amino acids. The record is from RefSeq and is a predicted model, not a curated record.
UUGUUUUGCUUUAAAAUUUCAACCGAUUUCCAUCCAAAGUUUUCAGAAUUUCUCCAGGAUUUGCUAGGAAUAUUACAAAAAAUAUCGCUCCAAAGCAUAUUCAAUUUACAAUGGCAUCGUUUCUGAAUCGACCGCUAACUUUGGCCGAGUUCAGCAGUUGGCUGCAGUUGAUUUGUGCGGAAAGUGCCGUGAUUUCCCAGACCUCGGAGCAACUGACGGCACGAGCGGAGAAAAUCGCCAAAGUGAACGAACUUUUAGCCCACCGCGCCCAUGAAGCGCGCCAAAACUCCAAGCAGUUGGAGCAAGAUAUUGCCGAGCAGCAAAAGGCCAGUCAAGCCGUUCGUGAGUGCCUCGGCGAGAUGGAGGAUCGAUUGGCCAAGUUGAACGAAGAAGACCGACAGCUGAAGGAGAGACUGGCGGAAAUGGAACAGCCUGCUAUAGCACCCGGAGAUGGUGCUCUGCUAACCGAGGACCAGGUGGUGGCACUGGAGAAAGAGCAGCGGAAGUUUAUAUUCCUGAAGCGGACCAUUUGCCAGAGCAUCGAUAAGAGUAAUGUGGCCUUGCUGCUACCGGCCGUAAUGCAGAGAGAUAAACUGGAGGAAAUGGUGACUGCUGCUGCGAGUAACAUUUCCUCCUGGGACGAAAUUCUUAAAGACUAAGCUUUACGUAAGUAUUCUCUAAAUAAUUUUAUUUUAAUUUAUUAAAUUUUGUAUUAAACGAAUUUAUUUGCCUUGAAACAAUUUUGUGAACAUCCCCGUCCACAAGGAUUCUCAGUGCUUUGGAUCCUUUUUAUUGCCAAGUCGGCUUCGGAUUGUUGUUUGGGCUUUGUUGCCCACAUUUUUUCGGAUGAUUUUCAUAAACACUUUAUGUAGCAAAGUGUAUUUGGAUAAUAAGCUUUUGCGUUCAACUUUUAUUGAGAGACUUGUUUAAUGC